AUGCGCACGUACUUUUGCGGCGUGACUAUAAAGGCCUUCGGCGACGUCCGUUCCCUUGGACACGUCGACACAAGGCACCGGCGCAGCAUUGUGCUGGAGCGCCUGCUCAACGAAGGGAUAGCCGACCUCAGUACGCUCGAGGCCAUGCUCAAGCACGAUACAGGCGCAAUGCUCGACGCGAUCCGAAGCACCGCUGCAGCCGCAGAGGCUGGUGCGGCGGUUUAUGCCAGCUCGGCCACGAGCAAUGAGUUGGAAGAGAAGUUGCGGUCACAGACCAAGGAGCUCGCUUCUGAGCAGCGCUCUGCGAGCGCUGUGAAGAAGGCGCUCGCGUCGGCGCGGGCUGAGCUUGCUGCGGCACAAGAUCUUAGGCGUUCCGACCGCGACAACCUGAGGACAGCGCAGCAGGCUGCUAAACGCGACAUCAAAGCGGCCGAGCGGAUGGCCGACGAGGUAACACACGCAGCUCGAGCUGAUUUCGAGUGGCGUAUCGGCGAGAUGCGGGUCAAGAUGCAGGCUGAGCUGCGCGAGCCGUCGACGCGCUGA
Messenger RNA from Emiliania huxleyi CCMP1516, 543 nucleotides. RefSeq lists its product as hypothetical. NCBI's taxonomy places the organism in Eukaryota, Haptophyta, Isochrysidales, Noelaerhabdaceae. The transcript has 3 exons. The record is from RefSeq and is a predicted model, not a curated record. Bases 1 to 543 code for a protein of 180 amino acids.